AGCAAAGCAAGUCCUUCCAAGAAAUUGAGCCAUGAAGCCCUUGCAAAGCAAAAGCUGAAUUGGCGAGCUUCAAUGGCUCGGAAAGUGGUCCGCGAAGGCGCUGCCGAUUCCGACUGUGUUGCCAAAGCACAGGCAGGAAAUGCUGCAGCCAAAUCAGCUGAAGCAGCAAUCGGGGAGCUUGUCAACAUGUAUGGCCAGGAUGUGCUGACCGUCGAUCAGAACAGGCUACUUAGCCCCUUUGAGAUGUUCUUCUCGCAGAACCACAUCCGUGCCGAGUUCCAGGAUGGUCGACCGCUUGACCUUGCUGUGGAAUCUAUCAGUUCGAGCCGAAUAUCUCCAAAGAACGACGAUCUUCGGCUCAAGGAAUUUGGUGUGCCAGAAGAGUCUGACUGGUGGCUGCUGCAACCUGAAUUUCCAGAGAUUGAGGUCAUUCAGUGGCGGAUCAAGCUCAGAAAAGAGGAUGGGACCCAGUUGUUCGACGAAGAAGGUAAUGAACUCUACGGAGAGCGCGAGUGGUACACCAUGGACAACCGAAGGCUCUACUGCUUGCAGAAAGCUGCAGUUGCGUUGCAUCCCAAAGAGGUCAGAGUGCUGGUCAAGGUCAUGCGACAGGAAGAUGGGAGUUGCAGAGAGUUUCGGAAGUUUCGUUCCACCGACCGUGGGCGCAGUGUACGCUUGGGCCACAAGGACUCCCCAGACCUUCCGCGUUGGUGCUGGAGGUUGGAGGUUGGCCUUUCCGAAGAGAUACUACCAGCCGGCACGCCUUUGCCUAGGCAAGGCAGGCGACGCCUGGACCGUCCCGGAUGGCAACGGCGAAACUACAAGGGAGGCGAGAGGGACGACUCCACGGAGCCCACGUGGGGACAAUACUUCGCCAACGCUUCCCUAUUCGUACUUGUCUACGCAGCCAUGCGCCUUGUCCUGGCUUUAUGGCGGUUCUACGUCUCAGAUGAUAGGCCACCAGUAAGCACUUGACGCGUGUCUUUUGGAAAACGGGUGACUUUUGUCCGUUUGCAGAUGAGCAAACUGAGUUUUCAACAGAUGGAAC
Messenger RNA from Cladocopium goreaui, 1048 nucleotides. The record is from the annotation of a GenBank genome assembly. Lineage: Eukaryota; Dinophyceae; Suessiales; Symbiodiniaceae.